Messenger RNA from Chlorella variabilis, 174 nucleotides. RefSeq lists its product as hypothetical. NCBI's taxonomy places the organism in Eukaryota, Viridiplantae, Chlorophyta, Trebouxiophyceae, Chlorellales, Chlorellaceae. Bases 1 to 174 code for a protein of 57 amino acids. The record is from RefSeq and is a predicted model, not a curated record. The transcript is spliced from 2 exons.
AUGCCGCCUCUGCCGCACACAGGGCCCGAGUUUCCCUACAAGCGGCCGUGGUACAACCUGACACUGACAGCGCAGGAAAUCGAGGAGGACAUGGCCCUGAUUAUCAGCAACACCAAGAGGCGGCCGCGGGUCGUCAAGGAGAAGAGCCCCUCUGGCGGCUACGGCUCCGGCUGA